AUGCCACCCAUCUGGCAGAUGUCGUCUCCGACGCCCGACCUGGCGGAAGUCCAUGCCAAGCAUAUGCGCCUCUUCUCGCGGCUCUUCGCAUUCCGCAGGAAGCUCCUCCUGGUUGGCCGGGAGGAGCUGGUGCUUUUCUCCUUUGCCCGGGACCUCGGGCUCCGUGGGCCGCUGGACACCCCGUCGGUCGUCAAGUUUCCGGUCAAAGUCGGCGAGGAUGACCGACUGGAGCCCUCCCUCCCGGACGGGGUCGUGUUUUUGGUGUCGGAGACCCAGCAAAUCGCCUAUUGCCUGGAUCUGCGCACGGAACUCUCCAAGCACUCCCUUCUGAGGCAGAGCGACUUCCCCUCCCGCAUGACCAUCUCGCCCUUCUGGUCCGUGCGCCAUGAGAAUGCCAUCUACUUUCGGCGAUCGAUCCACAACCAGCAUGUGGUGGCGGCGUUCCUGAGCCCCGAGAGCCCCGCGAAUCCGGCCCGCGCGCUCUUCACCUCGGCCACGGAGUUUGUCUUCACCCAGCCGGUCUCCAAAGACACCCAGCCCUUCACCCUCCAGUCCGCCGAUGGCACGGUCACCAAGUGGACGGACAUUUCACAUAGCGCGCUCUUUCAGCGGGUGGCCAUCAUCCCCUCCGACAAGAUCUUCGACCGGCGCACCAAUGCCAUCCUCGACGCCACGUGGUUUUCCAUCCAUGACUCGGUCCUGCUGGGGUACAAGUUUGACCCCGGAGCCACCACCAGCUUCCCGCGACUGGCGCGAUUGGUGAACCUCGGCGCGCGGAACCUUCAGUUUGAGUUUGACCCGGCGCCCCAUCGCCCGGGCGACCUGCUGAUGAAGAUGCUUUGCCACCAGCUGAAAAUCACCUUCUCCCUGACCGAAUCCGACACCAACGACUGUGGCUUCAUCUGUGCCCAGACCCCUGUCAGCCUGGACGAGGCCCCCGCGUCGACCCCCCGGCUGAGCAGCUUCCACCAGGGGUGCAGCUCGAGUGGCACCUUCUGCACUCUCCGGGACCAGUUUUACUCCAUCCGCAGUGGGAGCCUCAGCUGCCGCGAGCUCAUGAUUUCCAAGAAGGGGAAUCUGAUCAUGGGCCGCGAGGCGCCGGAGCGUCGCCUCCCCGCCGGGGCGACCCGCAUCUUCAGCUUCUCCCAGCGCGUGGCCGUCGUCUCCAAUGAACGAGUCACCUUCCUGCCGUUGGUCGGCGACAAGGAGUCCUCCAUCACGCUGGAUGAGCAAAUUCACUCGGUCUUUGGGCUUCGCGGCCAGCUGGACAACAUGGCCAUCGUCACUUCCGGGGGGAUACACUUUUUCCGCCACCAGAACAAGGAGAACUACGUCCCCCUUGGCGGCCGGCCGUGGCGCCUUUGUGGCCAAACCAACGACGGGAACAUUGUCAUUCACUUCGCCGAUGGCUCCUUCGAUAUCUUUUCAUUCGCCGGGGGCGUCCAGCGCGUGCACAUCCCCCACACGGCGAGGGACAAGUCCGCUCGGCCGGAUGCCGACCGUGGGACCUGGCUCUCGCCUUGGGACAAUCUCUUCUGGGUCAGUCUCCUGGAGGAUGGGAGUUUCCUCUUCCGCAUGGUCCCACAGGAUCGCUCCGACGGCGACCCCCUGGACUACCUCCCGUCGGUGCUGGGUUUCCGCCUGAAGUUCGGGCCCCUGGACACUGAUCAGGGCGGGUCCGACUCGUCGGACGCCGGCAACUCGGCGCCCCACCAGGACCUCAGCUAUGCGGGCGACAGCGGCAGCGUCUUCCAAUCGCCCGGGGCCUCUCCUUCCAUGUCGAGCUUCUCGUGGAACGGCCCGGCGCAGUAUCUCUCGGGCUCCUACGCCGGGCCUCGGCUCCUUGAGGGGACCGUGGCCUCCGGCGCCGCCGUCCUGACGACGGAGCCCUCCAGCGUGAUCUUCGCCUGCCAUGAAGGCAGCCGCUAUUGCGUCCUCAGGCUCGGCAGCCAGAUGGUCCUUCUCACCGAGGCCCAAGUGGCGCGGCUCUUCCUGCUGGACUAUGCCAAGAAGAACGAGUGUGUGAUGCGCUGCCCCUUGGUGCUUCUCGGCCACCGGGAGCGCCUGGUCGGCGGUAUUUGCACCACGGCCGAUGCCCUGCAGCCGACCGUCGUCCUUGAGACCGGCAACCGGGACUACCCCUUCCGGACGGCGGUAUUCGUGCGCGAUGGGCCAACCAACUUGGUCACCGCUUUCCCCUGGCCCGAUGCUUGA
Fonticula alba is the source of this 2214-nucleotide messenger RNA. RefSeq lists its product as hypothetical. Lineage: Eukaryota; Rotosphaerida; Fonticulaceae. The record is from RefSeq and is a predicted model, not a curated record. The transcript is spliced from 8 exons. The coding region runs from base 1 to 2214 and encodes 737 amino acids.